Molecule: messenger RNA, 1077 nt
Organism: Gossypium raimondii (Peruvian cotton)
Lineage: Eukaryota; Viridiplantae; Streptophyta; Magnoliopsida; Malvales; Malvaceae
Product: mannose-P-dolichol utilization defect 1 protein homolog 2
Exons: 8
Coding region: 115-822 (235 amino acids)
Source: RefSeq, a predicted model, not a curated record
ACUAGAUACCUACUCUGUUUCCGUAUUGAUUAAUUAAGGCGGCCUUCAUUAAACUCAAAGAAGAAACAGAGAGGCUGAAAAAGCAUAGCGAAGGAGAAGCAAAGACAAAAAGAAAUGGAUUACCUAGGAAUCGAUCUUAGCUGCGCCAUUGGAUCUCUAAAAGAUGGCAAUUUCCCUCCCAAGGACUGUUUGUUGCCUCUCAUCUCCAAGCUCCUCGGCUACGCCAUCGUCGCCGCUUCCACCACCGUCAAACUCCCCCAGAUAUUGAAAAUUGUGAACCAUAAAAGUGUUAAAGGACUUAGUCUUAUAGCCUUUGAGCUUGAAGUAGUUGGUUAUACCAUUGCUUUGGCGUAUUGCCUUCACAACGGACUACCCUUUUCAGCUUAUGGGGAAUUGGUAUUUCUUUUGAUCCAAGCCCUAAUCUUAGUUGCUGUUAUUUACUACUAUUCAAAACCCGUGGGCAUCACGACCUGGAUCAGGGCACUGCUAUAUUGUGCUGUAGCACCAACAAUCUUAGCUGGCCAAAUUGAUCCUAUUCUUUUUGAAGCUCUAUAUGCAUCCCAGCAUGCAAUAUUCUUCUUUGCCAGGGUGCCACAAAUAUGGAAGAACUUUUCUAACAAAAGCACUGGGGAGCUCAGUUUCUUAACAUGCUUAAUGAAUGUUGCUGGCUCGCUUGUGAGAGUAUUUACCAGCCUCCAGGAAAAAGCACCAGCAAUGGUUCUUUUGGGCUCUGUACUUGGUAUUGCAACAAAUGGCGCACUCCUGAGUCAAAUUAUUCUGUAUUGGAAUUCACAAGUCCCGAAGGAGAAGAAAGCAGAGUAAAUUGAUAUCAUGUCAGGGUCAGAAGUAGGAGGAGGUUAAGAUUGGUGCAGUCGGUGAUCAUCGGAUUAUCAUCAACUUAUAGUUGACACUAUGAAUUGGCAAAUCUUGUAGAUGAUUCAUUUUAGAUAUUAGUAAAUGGGAUUCUUCUACUUUUAUGUGCUUUCUUUAGUAGUUGAUAUGAAUCAUGCUGCAUUUGCCUGUUGGUUAGUAUUAUUUUCAUUUUAUGUUGAAUAUUUGAUAUCCAUUUGUUUUUAA